AUGACCGACUCGACGAAGCCAGAGCUCUACCCGCAAUACUGUUUCCACCUGUCACCGACCAUCAACCGUUGGUGCCAUUUCUGGAUCACCGAUAUCUGGGCUUUGAGAAGUCAUCCGGGAUUUCGAGGCCAGGAUGUCUACUUCCACCUCAACCACCCAAUCAAAUGGGUGCGCAUCUCCGGUGUGGUAGUCGCCGUCGAGGAGCGCGAGAAAAUGCAUUUCUACACGAUUGAUGACGGCAGCGGGGAGACUCUCGAAUGUAUCGUCAAUGUCGCGCCUCGCGCAAGGCCCGGAACGGCCACUGCGGCGACGGCAGCGGAACCCGACUCCAAAUCCGACAAGACCUCGAACUCUCUUCCGGUAGUCGACGCACCCAUUGACGUAGGACACGUGCUGGAUAUCAAAGGCAGCGUCGGCACGUACCGCAAGAACAAGCAGAUCCGCGCAGAAAAGGUCGUCCACCUCCGCACGACAGAGCAGGAAGUGAUUUUCUGGGAAAAGGUCACGCAACUCAAGACGGACGUGCUGUCCAAGCCAUGGGUUUUGGACCGGCGAGAGGUGAGAAAGUGUCGGAAGGAGGAGGAGGGGCGGUCCAGCAACAGCCGUCAACACCGGGAAACCCGAGAAUCACACAGCAGAAAGCGCGUGAUAAAGACCGGACUGGAGAAGACAGAGACGCUCCGUAGGGAAAAAGACCGGGCACGGACUGGGGAACGCGAAAGCAAGAACAGGCAAGAGAGCAAGCCGCCGGUCAGGCUACCGAAGAGGGAGACAGGGCUGGAGAAAAGGAGGCCGGCCAAGCCCGUCACAAGGCUGAUUCCGGUGACGGGCAACUACGACGCUUUGGGUCUCUGA
This is a messenger RNA of Chaetomium globosum CBS 148.51, 855 nucleotides long. RefSeq lists its product as uncharacterized. NCBI's taxonomy places the organism in Eukaryota, Fungi, Ascomycota, Sordariomycetes, Sordariales, Chaetomiaceae. Gene Ontology annotation, cellular component: DNA replication factor A complex; chromosome, telomeric region; site of double-strand break. The transcript is spliced from 2 exons. The coding region runs from base 1 to 855 and encodes 284 amino acids. The record is from RefSeq and is a predicted model, not a curated record. Gene Ontology annotation, biological process: nucleotide-excision repair; DNA replication; double-strand break repair via homologous recombination.